AUGGCAGAUUGGCUGCCGGCCCAGACGCAGGAGGCUGGUGGUACCUACACACCGCAGGAGGCUGGUGGUACCUACACACCGCAGGAGGCUGGUGGUACCUACACAUCGCAGGCGACUGGUGGUACCUACACACCGCAGGAGACUGGUGGUACCAACACACCACAGGAGACUGGUGGUACCUACACACCGCAGGAGACUGGUGGUACCUACACACUGCAGGAGGCUGGUGGUACCUACACACCACAGGAGGCUGGUGGUACCUACACACCGCAGGAGGCUGGUGGUACCUACACACUACAUGAGACUGGUGGUACCUAUACACCGCAGGAGACUGGUGGUACCUACACACCGCAGGAGGCUGGUGGUACCUACACACUACAUGAGACUGGUGGUACCUACCCACUACAUGAGACUGGUGGUACCUACACACCGCAGGAGGCUGGUGGUACCUACACACCGCAGGAGGCUGGUGGUACCUACACACUGCAGGAGGAACAAGUGGAAUAUGUGUUUCUGAUUAUCUUCACCAUUGAGACCUUUCUGAAGAUUUUGGCGUAUGGCUUAGUGAUGCACCCCAGCUCCUACAUUCGCAACGGAUGGAACUUGUUGGACUUUGUCAUUGUUAUCGUCGGGCCGUCUAACUCGGCCGACGAUGUGUGUUCCAGGCUGUUCAGUGUCGUCCUGGAGACGAUGACCCAUAAGGCCACUGGGGAGGCCGCGUCGACCCACCACGUGCCAGGGAAACCCGGAGGUCUGGAUGUCAAAGCUCUCCGUGCCUUCAGAGUACUGAGGCCCCUACGGCUGGUCUCAGGAGUACCUAGUCUUCAGAUCGUAUUGAACUCCAUCAUGAAGGCCAUGCUGCCUCUGCUCCACAUCGCCUUGCUGGUCCUGUUUGUCAUCAUCAUCUAUGCCAUCAUCGGCCUGGAGCUGUUCAUCGGACGGAUGCAUAAAUCCUGCUACUACAUCGGCACAGAUAACUAUGCAGAGGAUGACCCUGUGCCCUGUGCAUUUGCGGGUCAUGGCCGUCAGUGUGUAGUGAACGGGUCUGAGUGUCGAGGAAAGUGGGCUGGACCCAACGGAGGAAUCACCAACUUUGACAAUUUCUUCUUCGCUAUGCUGACGGUGUUCCAGUGUAUCACUAUGGAGGGGUGGACCGACGUACUCUACUGGAUGAAUGAUGCCAUCGGGUUUGAGAUGCCCUGGGUUUACUUUGUCAGUCUGGUGGUCUUUGGCUCCUUCUUCGUCCUCAACCUGGUUUUGGGUGUGUUGAGUGGAGAGUUCUCCAAGGAGAGAGAGAAGGCCCAGGCGCGAGGGGACUUCCAGAAGCUGAGAGAGAAGCAGCAGAUGGAGGAGGAUCUGUCUGGAUACAUGGACUGGAUCACACAGGCUGAGGACAUGGAUGAGUUUGACGAGGAUGGAAACAGACGUGAGUACCGUGUGUUUGCGACUCUGGGGGAUCUGUCAGACAAGAAGAAAGGGAAGUUUGGCUGGUUCAGUCACUCUAACGACACACACGCAAGUCUUCCAGCCAGUGAGACAGCCUCUACCAACACGGAGAAUAUUGAUGAGGAACACACUGAUUGCUGUGCCGCCUGCUGUCGAACGUUGCGGCGGUGGAACCGGGUGUGUCGGAGGAACUGCCGCGUGGCGGUCAAGUCGGUGACGUUCUAUUGGCUAGUUCUGUUUCUGGUGUUCCUCAACACCAUCUGCAGCGCCUCAGAACACUACGACCAGCCAGAUUGGCUCACAGAGGUCCAGGACAUAGCCAACAAAGUUCUGCUGUCUCUGUUUACGGUGGAGAUGUUGUUGAAGAUGUAUGCUCUGGGGACGUCUCAGACCGGCUACUUCAAGGCCUUUUUUAACCGCUUCGACUUCUUCGUGGUGUGUGGAGGCAUCACGGAGACCACUCUGGUGGAGCUGGAGAUCAUGCCGCCUCUCGGCAUCUCCGUGCUUCGCUGUGUCCGACUCCUCAGGAUAUUUAAAGUGACACGUCACUGGACAGCUCUGUCCAACCUGGUGGCUUCUCUGCUCAACUCUAUGAAGUCUAUCAUGUCCCUUCUGCUCCUGCUCUUCCUCUUCCUGAUUAUCUUCGCUCUGCUGGGCAUGCAGCUGUUCGGAGGGAAGUUCAAUUUCGACGAGACCCAGACCAAGAGGAGCACCUUCGACACCUUCUCCCAAGCCUUGCUUACCUGCUUCCAGAUUCUAACAGGUGAGGACUGGAACUUAGUGAUGUAUGAUGGCAUCAUGGCGUACGGAGGGCCUGUCUUCCCGGGCAUGAUCAUCUGUAUCUACUUUGUCAUCCUCUUCAUCUGUGGUAACUAUAUCCUGCUGAACGUCUUCUUGGCUAUCGCUGUGGACAACUUAGCAGGAGGAGACGGUGACACAAAGAAAGAAGAGAAGAAAGAAGAGGGGGAAGCAAAGGAAGGGGAGGGAGAGAGUGGAGAACUGAAGAUUGACGUCGAUGAUGAGACUGAGUAUGAGGAAGAGGAGGAGCCUGAACAGACAGAAG
Messenger RNA from Salvelinus namaycush (lake trout), 2509 nucleotides. RefSeq names its product voltage-dependent L-type calcium channel subunit alpha-1D-like. The record is from RefSeq and is a predicted model, not a curated record. Lineage: Eukaryota; Metazoa; Chordata; Actinopteri; Salmoniformes; Salmonidae. Gene Ontology annotation, molecular function: high voltage-gated calcium channel activity. The transcript is spliced from 17 exons. Gene Ontology annotation, cellular component: voltage-gated calcium channel complex; membrane. Gene Ontology annotation, biological process: calcium ion import across plasma membrane. The annotation marks the transcript as partial.